This is a messenger RNA of Gracilinanus agilis (Agile Gracile Mouse Opossum), 942 nucleotides long. It is a transcript of the gene RDH12, whose product is annotated as retinol dehydrogenase 12. Bases 1 to 942 code for a protein of 313 amino acids. The transcript has 7 exons. NCBI's taxonomy places the organism in Eukaryota, Metazoa, Chordata, Mammalia, Didelphimorphia, Didelphidae. The record is from RefSeq and is a predicted model, not a curated record.
AUGAUAGGCAUCAUGGUGGGGCUCACCUCCUUCUUGUCCUUCCUGUUCAUGGCAGGUCCCUACAUCAGGAAGUUCUUUGCUGGUGGAGUUUGUACAUCAACUGUGCAGCUUCCUGGAAAGGUAGUUGUGGUUACUGGAGCCAAUACGGGCAUUGGGAAGGAGACUGCCAAAGACCUUGCUCGUAGAGGAGCCAGGGUAUAUAUUGCCUGCCGGGACAUACUAAAGGGAGAGUCGGCUGCCAGUGAGAUCCGGGCUGCCACAAAGAACCAGCAGGUGUUCGUUCGGAAGCUGGACCUGUCAGACACCAAGUCCAUCCGGGCCUUUGCUGAGGGCUUCCUGGCAGAGGAAAAGCAACUCCACAUACUAAUUAAUAACGCAGGCGUGAUGAUGUGUCCGUACUCCAAGACAGCAGAUGGCUUUGAGACCCACCUUGGAGUCAACCACCUGGGUCACUUCCUUCUGACUCACCUGCUCUUGGAGAAGCUAAAAGAGUCAGCCCCAUCCCGGGUGGUGAACGUAUCUUCCGUGGGUCACCAUUUGGGCCGCAUUUUCUUCCAAGACCUGCAAGGGGAAAAGCACUAUAACCGAGGCUUUGCCUAUUGCAACAGCAAGCUGGCCAAUGUGCUUUUUACCCGGGAACUGGCUUAUCGGCUGAAAGGGACUGGUGUCACCACAUAUGCAGUACACCCGGGGUUAGUCCAGUCAGAAUUGGUACGCCACUCAUUCCUCUUGUGUCUGCUGUGGCGUCUGUUUACCCCCUUUGUGAAGACAACCCCUCAGGGUGCUCAGACCAGCCUGCAUUGUGCCUUGGCUGAAGGCAUUGAAUCUCAGAGCGGCAGAUAUUUCAGUGAUUGCCGGAAAGCAUGGGUGUCACCAAAGGGUCGUAACAACAAGACAGCCAAGCGCCUAUGGGAUGUCAGCUGUGAGCUCCUGGGCAUUUAA